Molecule: messenger RNA, 489 nt
Organism: Castor canadensis (American beaver)
Lineage: Eukaryota; Metazoa; Chordata; Mammalia; Rodentia; Castoridae
Gene: Ndufa6
Product: NADH:ubiquinone oxidoreductase subunit A6
Biological process (GO): response to oxidative stress
Cellular component (GO): respiratory chain complex I
Source: RefSeq, a predicted model, not a curated record
GGGUGGGUAGGAAGGUGGUUUCCUUAGCAAGAUGGCUGCGAGCGGUCUGAGGCAGGCUGCUGCCGCAGCCGGCACCUCAGUGAAACCCAUUUUCAGUCGGGAUAUGAACGAGGCCAAACGGAGGGUGCGCGAACUCUACCGCGCCUGGUAUCGGGAGGUGCCGAAUACUGUGCACUCAUUCCAGCUAGACAUCACUGUGAAACAGGGACGGGAUAAAGUCCGAGAGAUGUUUUUGAAGAAUGCCCACGUCACAGACCCCAGGGUGGUUGAUCUUCUGGUCAUCAAGGGAAAGAUGGAGCUGGAGGAAACAAUUAAUGUGUGGAAGCAGCGGACACACCUCAUGCGGUUCUUCCAUGAAACAGAAUCACCAAGGCCAAAGGAUUUCCUGUCCAAGUUCUAUGUUGGCCAUGACCCAUAAAGUCACUCGGUGGAAAGGUUCAUGUUGAAUUUAAUUGUUUCAGAUACAAAUAAACUCAUUAUUUGAUGGUU